Messenger RNA from Hypoxylon fragiforme, 2527 nucleotides. RefSeq lists its product as uncharacterized. Lineage: Eukaryota; Fungi; Ascomycota; Sordariomycetes; Xylariales; Hypoxylaceae. Gene Ontology annotation, molecular function: DNA binding; DNA-binding transcription factor activity, RNA polymerase II-specific; zinc ion binding. Gene Ontology annotation, biological process: DNA-templated transcription; regulation of DNA-templated transcription. The transcript is spliced from 6 exons. Bases 109 to 2259 code for a protein of 716 amino acids. The record is from RefSeq and is a predicted model, not a curated record.
ACCACGACGCUUCCGUGUUAAAGGACAUAGAAUGAUCUCCUACUCCAUAUCAUCAUCAGUAAUAUCAACCAGUAUUAAAUAAAGGGGCUUCAAACUUACGUAUUCUGCAUGCCGAACCCAUUGAGACCACUGUUGCCCAAUUCCCCCAACCCUCCUCACGCCGAGACCUUCUUACUAGCCCAGCAUAGGUCGAAACGAGUAGCAACAGCGGCAGCUUGUGAGGCUUGUCGAAAAAGAAAGAGCAAGUGCUCUGCUGAGCGGCCAAAAUGCCAUGUCUGCAUUGAACGACAAACGAUUUGCGAAUACACGACCCUCCCGACAGAAACUCAUCUUAAAGCACAGAAACGCAAGCUGACCGAUCUCGAGAUAAGAUGCCAAGCCUACGAAGACUUGUUUGGCAUUAUGCGAUCUCGACCUGACGAAGAAACCGCUCAAGUUCUCCAACGACUCCGGACAGGUGAAGAUGCGCAGACCAUUGUCAAGGCGGUUCAAGAUGGCGACCUCCUACUCCAACUUUCUUCCAAACCAGAGCUUCGGUUUCGGUAUGAGUUUCCAUACAUCCGACAGAUGCCUGACCACUUACAUCAACAACACAACCUAUACCUGAAGUCUACUCUUUACGAAAGGACAGGUACACCGUCGCCCCCAUCACCAGGAUAUUUAGAGGCCCUGAGAGACGUCGAGGAUGAGUCGCAAAAGAUGUAUCUCGUACCAUUUCAUACAGUUGAACUUGUCGACUCGCGAUUACCAUCCAUCAACGUAUCUUAUUGGACCAAAGUGUCCUCUGAUAACCUGAUGCUGCGUGUCCUGUUGCAGAUAUACUUUGUCUUUGAUUAUCCCUUCCACCCAUACUUCCACAAAGACCUGUUUCUCGAGGACAUGCUCAUGUGUAACAGACGAUUCUGUUCACCUCUGCUUGUAAACUCUCUACUUGCCGCUGCUUCGCAUGGGUAUAGCAAAAUGAAGAAUAGAGCCAAGUAUUGGUUGCCCGAUAACUUGGGAUACCGAUUUCUCGCCGAAGCGCAAAGACUCUUUGAACUCGAGCAAGACAACCCCACCAUCACCACCGUCCAAGCAGCAGCUAUUAUCAACUUGACGUGUAAUCUAAAUGGUAUCGAUCAGAUUGGUUGGGUUUAUACACACAAAUCUUUAAAGAUGGCAGAGAGUUUAUCUCUGUUCUCCCCGGGGCCGGACGAGACUAAGGAGUGGCAACUAGUGGCUGGAGUAACCGCAUGGUGCCUUUUCAACUCUCAAGCACUCGCCACCUUCCAUACGUUCCAACCACCCCUCGUCAAGAACCCUCCAUCUCGACCCCUCGCUGAUGUCGACAGUGCGUCUGCACAUUAUGGGGAAUUAUGGGUGAAAUAUCCCCUGGGCCGCCAAUCAAUACCCAUGUCUAAUGGUUUAGUGUUCUGGGCCAUUUCCCAAUUUCGUGUUAUCAUGAACGAGAUUACGCAGCUGUCCUUCAGCCACCCGAGGACUUUCACCCGGAUGUCCCUUAGUGCUGCUAUAGCUUUUAGAUCAAGACUCUUAGCUUGGUAUGAAGCCUUGCCUGAAGUCCUCCAGGCUCAUACCAUCGCUCUGCCAUCCCACAUCAAAAUACACAUUUACUAUCACAUUCUUCUGAUCAAUCUGUUCGAGCCAUUCAUGCAGAUGGGUUAUAUACAUGCAGAGGCAGACCCUACUACGAUCGUCAACCAGUCGAAGGCUUGCUUCGAAACCCUUUUGCGGGUCUACUAUCUGCGCCACGGGUUCGAGGCGUUGGAUAUAAGUCUCGUGCAGUUUCUGCAUCUGCUUGGGUUCAGCGCCCUGAGAGAUAUCUCGCUAGCCGAGAAAGGUUCGACAACAUAUGAGGCUCUACGAUCCACACUCCUUCUGUGCGCCAAGGGCAUGCAGGAACAGGGACAGAACUACCACGUAUCGGAAGUAGUCUUCCGCUUGUUCAGAUAUUCCAUGAGUUUAGAUGAUGCCCAACUCCUCAAGGAAGUGAUCGAAACCGAAGAAUACGAUGAUCACCUCGAUCACAUGAUCGGCGAGAUUCGGUCCCUAUGGCCAAUAGGGAUGUUUAGCAUGGUAGACGAGAAUGUAGAUCGCACGCUUAACCAUUUCAUCCGCUGGUGGGAGCGGUACAUUCAAACCCAUACACAAGACAAUAGCAUGGCUAUAGAUCUAGCCUCCCCCAACGCCACAUCUCCUAGGUAUCCCCUACGGUAUAGAGCAGAGGGGUCAGGGGUCAGUUUGUGUGGAAAUCUAGAAUAAGCAUCAGUCAGAUGAAUGCCAGGGGUACGAAGAUUGGAAAACAGACGAUGUUGGUCAUGUUGCUCUUACUGUUUGUAUGCAUCCGGGGGUCAUAUUUUUCCACGCCACAACAACGCCGGCUCCCCCCUUACCCGUUCCCUCCUAUCUAAUCACCAUCACUAUCACCCGGGGUGUUACUGGGAUUAUGGGCCGCGGUAAGUGGCUCCCUGCCACUUUCCCAAACCCAAUCACCAUGGGAAACGCUUCGGUUGAAGAGAAGAAAGGCGAC